Closterium sp. NIES-67 is the source of this 1695-nucleotide messenger RNA. Lineage: Eukaryota; Viridiplantae; Streptophyta; Zygnematophyceae; Desmidiales; Closteriaceae. The record is from the annotation of a GenBank genome assembly.
UCCCAGGCUGUGAUUAUUCAGCUCUCUUCGCUGCAAGUCUUUUCACUUCGAGACUCGCAUCUCCGACUCUUGCGGAAGUCUCAUUCCCACGCUGUUUGGCGAACUUCGCAGAAGCGGUACCUCUCGCGAAGCGUCUAAACGUCGCUCCUUGGCACUUCAGUAGUACGGGUUAGUUGGCCAGAACUGACGGCAAGACUUACGGGUUAGUCUACACGUCUACACGCCGGCCUAUUCUACUGGCAGUGAUCACGCGCAUUAAGUCAUUGACAGCCGCAAUCAUAGAACAGUACCUCUCAGGUGAAAAGUGCAGUAAUCUCCGAGCACUGUAUAUUCUCAGCAUCAGCAUCAACAUCAGCAUCAGCACCCGUAUCAACACCAUCGUCAGCAGCAGCACAGCAGGCCGCCAUGGCGAAGCCACAGAAGUCGCUCAAGGGAAACGUGUCCGAGAUGUCCAAGACCUUUCUCCGAUUCGUCAACGUCGUCAUCGUUUUUGGCGCAAUCUCCACCGUCAUCCUCCAAUUCGUUAUAAGAUCCUCCCCUACGCUCACAGGCUGGGCGUUCAUCCUCCUCGGCCUCCUCGUCUUAAUCUCCGGAAUUUUCGGCACAAUUUCCUCCGGCCAAGCCGGCUGUUUUAACUGCCACAUGUUCUGCCUGGCCGUCAGUUCCGCCGGCCUCUGCGCGUCGUUCCUCUGCACGUUUCUCCUAUUCAACAACACCGUCGAUGCCAUCGAUCCGACGAUGUCGACCGCAGCGGUCGGGGAGCAGUACGUGCGCAUAGUCGGCGCGCUUUACUUCGUGCUGUUCGCCGCGCAGAUGGUCGUGCUGCUGCUCGCGACGAUGAUCCACGUGUGCGGGUUCAUUGACUAUAACGAGGAUCUGGAGGCGGUCGCGACGGCGAAGCUCGUCGCGAAGAUGCAGCGGCAGGAGGAGGAGGAGCGGCGCGCGAACGCGGAGGCGGCUGACGCUGCAGCUUCGUCGAAGCAUCAGCUGUCGGAGAAGCUGAAGAGCAAGUACAAGCAGUGGACGCACGGCGACGCGGCGCCGGCCUUGUCGGAUUACGACAUGGAGGCGUCGCAGCUGAGCGGAAGCAGAGGCUACCACGCUUAAAGUUAGCGUCUGCUCUUGGGUACUUGCUCCUGCGGCUCCUGACAUGUCGAAUUAUGACACGGAGGCGUCGCAGCUAAGUGGGAGCAGAGGCUACCACGCUUAGAGUCGCCUCGCCAGGCUUCAGGCUUCAGGUGCCAGUCACCAGCCUUUGAGUAAGCGUCUGCAACGCAAUGAUUAUAUUAUUUAGUUUGGCUGCCAGAAUUACUGCAUCCGUGUGAUACUGAUGCAGUUCUCUAGGAUUGGAUGUUUCCUCCCCAUACUUACUAGCUGGUGGCCACAUUGCCACCACCCAAUAGACCUGCUGCAAGGAAAUGGUAUUUCCUUAUCACGGGAUUUAGUUAGUAAGGCGUACACCGCUAUAACGGGGUUGCCACGAAAUUCAAAUCACGGUACCCAAAUGUGGCCUCCUGACGAGCCGCAUGCAUUUUGCCCGUCUUGCUGUUUCAUGCCUAAAUCUAGGUGUUUCACGCCAAUUUACGAACCACACGUUGCAGCUUUGCCGAGCCACGGCCGUGUGCUCUAAGCUAGCUAUAUCCAUGCUACCUGCUGUUUGAAUGUCGUGUCAAUUGUCUUGUUUUCUCAUUACUC